This is a messenger RNA of Striga asiatica, 594 nucleotides long. Lineage: Eukaryota; Viridiplantae; Streptophyta; Magnoliopsida; Lamiales; Orobanchaceae. The record is from the annotation of a GenBank genome assembly.
CACAACCAUCUUCUGCCCUCAUUCAAUGAACCCGACCGCCCGAAGCCCGGAACCCUCAAACAUCUAUCCUCCAACGGGCCCACCUGCCCGGCUGCCCGGCUGACCAAACAGUUACUCGUAUUCGAACCCCCCAUGCAGAGUCGCGGGCUAAGCCUGACCGAAGAAAACCUCUUGCAGCUCAAGGACCUGAAAUUCGGGCCCUGUGGCGAAACUCGGGCCCAAUGGAAAUCAAACGGGCCUUCUAACGAGGUCGCAUCUGCCGAACACACGCAGAAGGGCAGAGAAAGGCUCGUUCGGGCCACUUCCUUGAUUAUGGGCCGAGUUUCCGCUAGCUUCACGAACGAGACUAUGGCAUGUCGGCACAGUGGACAAGGGAUCGAGCCUGGCGGGCCUUGGCCCACGGAUGAUGUGGCGUACGUGGAGCAAAGAUAUAUGGCGCAGUGUCAAACGGCGCAUGGAUCUAAACAGGUCGAUUGUGAAUCUCUGCAUCUCCAUCCACACUGUCUGAAAAGUGUCACAAGACGAAAAAAAUUGAUGUUAGUGAGAUACGCUCACCGAGCAAUUUCGACAAUGCUCAUGAGAGGAAGGCAUAGA